Messenger RNA from Petromyzon marinus (sea lamprey), 7507 nucleotides. Its product is annotated as nucleolysin TIAR-like. Gene Ontology annotation, molecular function: RNA binding. Lineage: Eukaryota; Metazoa; Chordata; Hyperoartia; Petromyzontiformes; Petromyzontidae. The record is from RefSeq and is a predicted model, not a curated record.
CCCUCGGCCUGGCGUCUCGCGUUCAUCCUGCCCUCGCCUGAGCCCGGGACGCGGCGGCGGAGAGACACGGGAGGAGGCGUGGGGCCAUGGAGGACGACGGGCAGCCCAAGACGCUGUACGUGGGGAAUCUCUCCCGGCAGGUGACGGAGGCUCUCAUUUUGCAGCUGUUUGGUCAGAUCGGCCCAUGUAAAAGCUGCAAAAUGAUCACAGAGGUAAAAUCAAAGGAAAAUAAAUUACAGGCGAGCAGUGACCCCUACUGCUUCGUGGAGUUCUACGAGCACAGGCACGCCGCGGCUGCACUCGCCGCCAUGAACGGCCGUAAGAUUCUCGGCAAGGAAGUGAAAGUGAAUUGGGCCACAACACCCAGCAGCCUGAAGAAGGACACAAGCAGCCCAUCUACCAACUUUGGAACACGCCAGUUAGAUCACUAUCACGUGUUUGUGGGAGACCUGAGCCCAGAGAUCUCCACCGAUGAUCUCCGGGCGGCCUUCGCUCCCUUCGGUAAAAUCUCCGACGCACGAGUAGUAAAAGACUUGGCCACUGGCAAAUCUAAAGGAUAUGGUUUUGUCUCUUUCUUCCAGAAACUGGACGCGGAGAACGCCAUACAGCAGAUGGGGGGCCAGUGGCUGGGAGGCCGGCAAAUCCGGACCAACUGGGCCACUCGCAAGCCCCCCGCUCCGAAAGGCUCCCAGGACAACCCCAAGCACCUGUCAUUCGAAGAGGUUCUCAAUCAGUCAAGCCCCACAAACUGUACCGUCUACUGUGGAGGCAUCACCCAGGGACUCACAGAACAACUCAUGCGUCAGACCUUCCUGCUCUUCGGUCAGAUCUUGGAGAUCCGGGUGUUCCCGGACAAAGGAUACUCUUUUAUACGGUUUGCCACACACGAGAGUGCCGCCCACGCCAUCGUGUCGGUCAACGGCAGCACCAUCGAGGGCUUCAGUGUCAAGUGCUUCUGGGGGAAGGAGGCGUCGGACCCUGUGAAUCAGUUUCAGCAGCAGUUCAGCCAGGUGGGCUACACGCAGCAGCCGUGGACCCAGUGGGGGCCCUGGUAUGGAGGAAGCCAGCAGUACCAGCAGUUCAUCAACAACGGCUGGCAGGUCCCACAGUACAGCAUGUACGGCCAGGCCUGGAACCAGCAAGGGUACAGCUUAGAGCAGACGCAGCCGGCGGCCGCAGCCGCGGCGGCCGCAGGCUGGAUGAGCAGCGCCGCGGGCAACUCCUUCGCCUACAGGACCCAGCCUUCUCAGGGCCAGAGCGCCAGCCUCAUCCCCAGCCCAGCCACCUUCAGCAUGGCGGGCUUCCAGAACCAGUAACGGCGGUGGCGGCGGCGGCGGCGGCGGCGGCAAGGGGACGUGACCACCGGAGCGAGGAGAGACACGGCACUCGGUUGAUCCAGCAACGCGGCAGGGGGGCCGGCGGCACGGCUCGUUGUCGCCCACGCGGGCACCGUCCUCGGCACUGUCUGCCCACGCGCGGGCGCAACUCCCCACGCGCGCUCCCACGGCGGGCACGGGUUAGGGAAACGUGUGACCCCCCCCCCCACCCACCUCCCUUCACCGCUUUCCCCUUCUCCCCCCCCCCCGGCCUCUCGUAUGAAUCCCCAGGAUGUGAUUAAAUAACCCUUUGCCCCUGGUAGAAUGGUAAAUGAAUACGCCUUCUAGUGUCACUCUAAAAGUUCCACCGAAGAGUGAGCAAUGCGCAACAGUGUAUCGAUUUCGGCUCCCUUGACCUUGAAAAAUAUAUCACGCUGAGUUUUUAUUUUGUUGUUUUUUUUUUCAUGUUUAAACACUCCAUGAAAGUCAUUCAGAGCCCAAAUAAAUGCGUUUGCCAACCUGACAGAAUAACGCGUUUUGAGACUCGUCAGCCAUGUAAAAACACGUGGAAAGGCCCAAUAUUAAUUUGAAAACUUAAUUGAUGAUUCCUUGACCUAAUGAUGCUUCUUUGUUGUUAAUCUCUGGAUAGCCGAUAAUGCAGUGAGCUCUCCCAGCUGCAUUUACCCGUUCGGCACGCAUGCCAGGAUUUCUGGCCUGUUCCACUGUAUUAAACGGUCUUAAAUGUAUAAGGCCAUCCAAAGGUAAUGAACUCCACGAAUACAGAAAUGCAAUUGGUAGCAACUAUUGGAAUCACUAUCAACUGUAACUAACCUAAAGUUUUCAAUGGUUACUCAAUUGCGUUGUUGCAGCUGCACAACAAAUUGCGUUAAAAAAAGAUAAACAACACUUCUGCGUUGUUUAAUUUACACCGUGGAGGAUCCCAUUCCCCAGGAACGAUGUUGCCGCGUGCCCAAAGUGAGGAAGCAAAGCACUACGUCAAGAUUUUUCUCCUCAACGACUUUCACUCAAGCGUUCUUAAAACGUGCGACCGACCGACCGACCGCCUUGCGUUUGAACAUCGUUCCCUCCCCUCUCUCAAAAUGCUGCGCCACUGAUGUACAGUGGCACACGGCCUAACUAACCUCCUCGUCAGGGCCUUGGUCACCGACGGCAGAACGAGGCAAAACCGCGGGCGGCGUGUGAGGGUAGCCUUGCGAGUUGUUGCGGCUGCGUGAGGAGUAGGGACAGGGUUGACGACCCUCGUCCUGAAAGAGCCAUUUAACACUGGGAUGCAGACAUCGCCUAGGCUGCACAAAUCACGUUUCAAUGCAUCCCGCCAGUAGCUUCCAUCUGUGCGUCUGUAUCCUCCGCAGACCGAUGCAAACCUCAUUGUGCUUCAGGAAAACACGACCGGCGGCCUCAUUGUCAUUCUCGUGCAUCUCGGUUAGUGUUACGAUUACUUUCUGGGGAGUGGGGGCCUCGCCAGUGACGUCAAACGAGCGGUAACAAAUACAAAGGCGCACCUUGUUCCCAAUUGUGUCCCCGCAGAAGGUGUGCAGUUAAAGUCGUGGUGCACCGACACACAGCUGGCCUGACGGGUGUCCUCGAGUAUCUCUUGCAGGGGUGGCCAAAACCUCCCGAGCCCGAGAGCCGCAUUCCCAAAACCUUCACAGGAGGGGGAGGACCGGCCUAUUGGCCCAUGCAGAGCCGCUACCCUCGCACCCAUUUUUUUAAAAUAUGGAAAUCUGCAGGAGCACUCCAGAAGUAUUUGUGUUUGGCUGCUCUGCCCGGGAGGGGGGGUGGGGGGAGGAGGAGCGCGAGGUUCCGCAGAUCUUCCCCCCCCCCCCCCGUUUCAAAUAAAAGUUAAGAUGAAGAGUGAUAGUUUUAAACGAUCUGCACUUGAAACUGCCCCUGCAGCUCACGAGCCGCCGGUUUGGCUGCCCCUGCCCCCCCCAGGCACGUCGUUCACGUGGGGCCAGUAUCAUUCACGUGGCCUCCUACCCCGAGCAUCUUUUAUAACGCUGGCUGUCGAAACCGACGUGUUGGGUACACGUUAUGUGCGUUCGUAAUGUUGCAUUUGCUUUAAUUGUAAACAUCGCAAAGCAAAUGAGGCUCCCCGCCCAUUUUUUUUAAUCCAAUUAAAACUAUUUGCCUCUUUGUUUUCAUAAAAUCAUUUUGACAAAUUGGCGAAGCCAUAGCGUAGUAAUAUGUUGAAAGUGUUUUGUAAACAUUGCUAUCUGGGUGGGUUAUUUAACACGACUCCCGGCUUUUUGUAUGUACACACUUAAGGAACGGUCAAAAACUAUUCAAUGUACGAUUUAAAAUAUUGCACGAACCUAUUGGCUUAUGAGAUCCCAUAUUUAUAUACGAAUUGUAUAAUACAAUAAGCUCAUUAUUGUUAUAUUGUUAUUAUUUAACAAUAUACGAUUGUCAGUUUAAUAUUUUCUUUUUAAAUUUAUGGUUGCGCCUUUUGGUGUAAAAAACAAAAACGUAUGGACUCUAUGAGGACAUUGCUGUCGAGAGAACACAAUAAACCCAUAUAAAUAACGUAACUACUACUCAACUCCUCCCCAUCGUGUACACUAACGGAGGGGGACGCCUCCCCACACCUGAAACAAAACGCUUUCAAUCCACCAAUUGCGUAUUGACAUUUGUAGGCCAUUUUUUUUGGCGCCAAUGGCUGCCCCCCCCCUACCCACCGCCCGCCUUCCCCCCAUGAUAGCGAAGAGCUGCUGCUGGGCUUUUGUAUGGGAUUGGGCGGGGGGGGGGGGGUACCUUUGCUUGCUGGUCACGCGAGUUGUAGAUCGACUCUUGUGAGCUCUCCUCUUCCUGCUUUGUCCGCCGGACAGCUCGGACUGAAGGGCAACCGUCCUCUCUCGCGUGGGUCCACAGAAUGCCCCGCGGUGUUUUCCCCCCGCCGUGUAGCCCCCCCCCCCCCCCCCCCCCGGUAGCUACUUAUACCCAGCCGACUCUUGCUUUUCACGCGCCCGUCCGUGCCGGGAUCGCAAACGGCUCCUGCUGGAGAUUAUCGGUCUUCGACGUCGGCCGGUGCUCUGGCGUCGUCUUAACUCGAAUUGUCCGUUUUCAGAUCGCGAAUUGUGACCUGAAAGAGAAGCCCAUUGAGAAGGGCACGGGCGGACGGCGCCGUUACAUAACCCGGAAAGCGUUUCCACGUCGCACGCGAUUCAAAACGGCGAGGCGCGGUGGCGUGUCCCAAAACGCAGCCAAUUCUGGGUCUCCAUCUCCCCCCCCCCACCCCCCCAAAGGGCCCAUUGGGGAUGGACUGUCCGCAUCGUAAAAUUGACAGUGCGUCUUGGUUAAUUGGUGAAGAGCGCUGGGACGGUUGGUUGGGAGGUUGAGCUCUGCUGGACUGGAUGAAGUGAGAGGGGUCACGAGAGGGGUCACGAGAGGGGGGGGGGCGGGGACGACCCCUCCUCGUGAGCCUCCCGUGUGCCACGUCUCCCCCCUCCACCCCACCUCCACCCCACCCCCACGUCCACGUGGGUUCAGUGCUUCCGAAUGAAUAAUAAAGGAGCCGGGGCGAGGCUCGCGCCGGCCCUUGAUCGAUGGCGCCACGUAAAUGACGAUGGAGCUGGCUUUAAACAAACAAAAAGACAACUUUAGAUGCCUAAACGCGGCAACUGUUUGCGUUGUUUUUUGCGGGUAAUUUUUUUUGUAAUCUUUAAAUUUAAACUUUUUUUGUUUACAAUGUGACACAAAAAUGUGCGAAUUUUUUUUCUCUGCAUCAAAAUGUGUUUCUCCCCCACCCCCUCUCCGCUCUUCUGACACCGGUGCGACUUCUGCAUUGCGUUCAUAUAUACAGUACGUCACGGCCUGAGUGAAAGUGUUGAGCAUAUGUUUUGCGUACAUUGUGCGAAGUAUACGCAGCACAAGUAUAUAACGUGCCGUCGCUUGUUGCCGGAUUUGGGAAGCAUUGUUCAGUUUUCUUCUGUACAGAUGUCGUGCACACUUGAUUGAGCAGACUACAUAUAUGAUAACUAAAAAUGUAAUAAAAGUUUAACGGUGGGAAUUUUUUGAAAGGGGAAGGGUCGGACCUUGUAAAAAAAAUACACAAAAAAUUACCUUGGGUGGUUGGGUGGGUGGGUGUCAUACGAUCAUAGUAGCUGGGAACUUGCUUUCUUUGUAGGAUAGUCGUAGAUGAAUGGCAGGCGGUUUAAAUAUACUUUUUUGUUGGACUGAGCGGCGAAUUUUAUCUUUGAGCUAAAGAUGAACGAGGGGGAGAACGGCUUUGGGGGGGGGGGGGGUCCCCCACGUUGCCAAGUCGCUCGACGAGGCGUGUGCCGUGCUGUCGAGAGCAGAAUUAAUACUUGUUUGUUAUUCAGUUAGCCCAAUCGUUUUUAAAGUGUGCGCUUGUCAACGUGUAUGAUAUGCUGUAACAAGCAACAAAAACACCCCAACUCGUCCAAAAACACCCCAACUCGUCCAAAAACAAACAAAAACCGCGACUUGUUAUGAAACCUGUUGCGUCAAAACCGGGUUGUUGUCCGCCCCGCCGCCCCCCCCAUGCAAAGUGUGGCGAUGAAGCCCUCUCUCGGUCGGCCUCGUUGGAGCGUUGCCCCACGUGGGCUCUCACCGUCACGCCGUGGCCUCCUCGACUUUGUUCAAGUGGUCAGAGUCUCGGAGCAACCAAAUCACGGUGGUUUUGUUGUGUCGGAUAGUGCCCGUUUUCCUCCUCGUUCCAGCACAGUCUCUGUGUGUGUGUGUGUGUUGCUAUGUUACACGUGACAGGCGCUGUGCGUGUGUGUGUGUUGCUAUGUUACAGGUGACAGGCGCUGUGUGUGUGUGUUGCUACGUACAGAGUGACGGGCGCUGUGGAAGGAUCCCAGUGUCUCAAGACCAAAUGAGUACAAUGCGGAUGAUUUUCUUUGUUGUGCACCCGAGGGCGCUUUUGUAAUGAGGGGGGGGGGCUGCCCCCUUGCGCGCUUUCUCCAGCAGAGCUCGACUUGAACAGUGCAUCUUUGUCGCUUGCACGUUCUCAGUUUCUUCAAUGCACCCAACAAAAACAGGGGGGCCCAACCCACUUUAAAUUUUCGUCAAUAAUAUUGCUUUUACCGUCACCGCGUUUGAGUGUAAAUUGACCCGAGUUUAGCCAAACUUUAAACACGUUUUAGCGUGUUUAAUUUCCUCUGCAGCCUUAACCCUCCUCAACUGCCCCUUUCCCAUCUGUCCCAGCUAAAUCACUCGAUCCACGGAGCCCAUCCAGUCAACGACAUGUAACCUCUGCAGACCUAUUUGGGCCAAAUGGAGCAUUGGAAAAUCAAUUAAAAUCUAAGCAAUUGCGUGCAAAAGUAACUUGAGGAAUAUCCAUUAUCUGCCUUAAUAAAAAAAAACACACUUUUUUGUUAUAUAGAAUACAUUCGUACCUUGCCACAAGAAAACUAGCGGGCCCAUGUUUGUUGUAACGAGCAUUGUGUGUCGUAAGCAGCGCGUCUCCUUUUAAACGGUGCUCCACUGUUGUCUCGGUUGCAUUCGAUCGUAUGACGUGAAACAUUCGAACCUCGGAGGCGUCACGGGUGCGAAAUGUUAACUACCUCGCCUGGUAUACAAGAGGUCGAGCGAUCGAUCCUGACCGCCUGCCGUAUACCUGGAGUUGGCAUGCCCUCCCCGUGGUGGCGUGGAUUCUUCCCCUCCACAUUGAGAAUCAACGUCACGCGUUUAGAGUGUUUGGCUGCUCUAAAUGUCCACGCGAUCAGCCGCCACUUGGCUCAGCUCGGUCUCUAAUUGAAAAAGAGCUGUGCCACUCGCAGGGCCUUACCUAUCGUUUAAAUAAUAGUUUAGUUUGUUUCCCUGUACCGCGAGCCAUAUUAAACGGAGACAUUUCCAAUACGAGGGUGAGUUUCCAGCGACCUUCCUCCCGCGAGUUGCACUGUUUAACUUCACCUCUGCACCCUGAAAAAUGUGAGACCGGCUUUCACACGUGGUUACAAGUUACAGAGUUCGGAACGUGUUGGGGGGGGAAGAUUGGAUGUUUUGUUUGUGUUAUUUAUUGUGACCUAAGGUACAGCGGAACGGCCGCCGUCUGCCGCUUGGGGACUUCUGCCGUUGCGAGGCGGUGUGCGCUGGUGAACGCGUGGUGGUGGGGGUGGCGCUCUGUCCCAUCACACCCACACACCCACCCAGCAGUCGGUUUGACACGCGGUGACGCUUUCGUGACCAAUUGUCAUUCAUAA